Scomber scombrus (Atlantic mackerel) is the source of this 526-nucleotide messenger RNA. RefSeq names its product cytochrome c oxidase assembly protein COX14 homolog. The transcript is spliced from 2 exons. The record is from RefSeq and is a predicted model, not a curated record. The coding region runs from base 120 to 296 and encodes 58 amino acids. NCBI's taxonomy places the organism in Eukaryota, Metazoa, Chordata, Actinopteri, Scombriformes, Scombridae.
CGAAAGCAAAGGUUACAGUAGCGUUACAGCUUACUUCACAUGUUGGUGUGCUGACAUUGAGGGAAACUACGACAGUCUUGGCUUCAUAUCGCUUUAAAAGAAACAAAAGGAUCGUCAUCAUGGUGACUGGAAAGCGCCUGGCUGAUAUUGGCUAUCGGGCUUUUUCUGGCUCGAUGAUGCUGCUGACGGUAUACGGAGGCUUCCUGUGUGUAAUGAGAGGAUACCGCUACGUGGUAAAGCAACAACAGCUGAAGCUGGCAGCAGAAAACCAGGAUCCUGAAGUCAUCAAAGACUGAUGUCAGAUGGACUGCUCUCCCAUUCCUUCUUUUUCUGUCCGUUGCUUAAUCAUCAAGUAAUUUCAUUGUGAGGAUGUUGCACUCUUACAGCAAAGAUGUUUUGUUUUCAAGAAGAUUCGCUAAGCAAAUUAACUGAGAACAUAUUUGCAUCAGUGGCCUGUGUCAAGUCGAUGUUUAUAAGGCGAAGGCGGUUGUUAUUGUUUGUAUUAUAUUAAAUGCCUUUAACCACA